GGAAGUGUCGUUGCAGUGAAAACUGCUAAAAACUUAUACAAUUGCCACUGUGAACCACAAAACUCCAACUUUAUCUAUCGCAUUUUUCAAAAAAAAUUUCUACAUUUCUAGACCAGAUAUCCAAAAGUUGAAAAAGUCGGUUCAGUAGUUAUUAAAUUUAAAAAAGCCAGUUCUCUAGAAUUUCGAUUUUUUUAUUCACCCUAAUGGCAAAAUGAAACAAUACGGGUUUAAAAUUUUUAGAUGGGAAACGAUUGUAACAAAUAUUACGAAUUUCUGAGAGGUCGUAUAUCUUUUUCUCGUGGAAUUUCUGUACUUAUAUGAGGAACACAAGAAAAAUGCAGCUUAAAUAUUUAAAAUAAGACAGUGAUUCUGACAAUUAUUGUAUAGUCCUACGUCAAAAAAAAUCGAACCACCGCUUAAAGCUGUUUCCUAUCAUUUUUCUUGAAGAUUGAUCUAGCAGUAGAAAGCGGAGAAAACAACUUUUGAAAUUUUUCAGCAUUGACUGUAAUUAGAACCUUAAGGAAUUGAUGAGAAGUCACGUCAAUGCACAAAUCUUUAAAUAGUCGUCUGAUUCCUGGAACAACUAAACAACAAAACAAAAACAUAUACAGAACUACUUUGGACACUAACACAGAUUGAUCCUACUCAGACACAUACAUUUUAGACGUGGAACUACUCGGCUCCGUUCAGCCAUUCAGUCGUCAGUAGGCAAUCGACGAGAAAUGAUUAAUUUUUACUUCUUUGUCCUAUCGGUAGCAUGUUUAAUUUGCAUUCAAGGUGUCUUUGGUCAAGCAGAACGAGUCGCAAGUAAAAAAUGCGCUGAGUUCGUCAAUCAGAACACGCAGAAAUCGUUCGGAGGACCUCUCCUUCUGUCUCCUGUGGUUCAGGAAAUUUCCGCUCCCAACUGUUCCUCGUCCGUCGAAUUGAUCGUGAAUGGGGAAGCUGCGGGUGCCAACGAAUUCCCGCAUCAGGCCCUGCUCGGAUAUCCAGAAGCUAACACAUCCCUGCGAAAGGUGGAAUUCAUCUGCGGUGGUUCACUGAUCAGUGAUCGGUUUGUGCUAACCGCGGCCCAUUGCGGAAGACCUUCGGUUGUUCGACUGGGCGAGCAUGUCAUUGGCGAGAUUGGGGAGGAGGUGGAUUUCGAUGUGGAAGAUUACUUGAAACAUCCGGAAUACAGUGUGUCCAGAUCGUACCACGACAUUGCUUUGGUAAAACUGGCCGAGGUGGUGUUUUUUUCGGCACUGAUACGGCCAGCUUGCCUCUGGACAACCGAACCGCUGAAUGUGACAUCGGUCGUGGCAACCGGUUUUGGACUCACCGAGUUCGUUGGUAAUUCUUCGACGGUGCUGAUGAAGGUUCGGCUCGACUUGAUGCCGAAGUCACUGUGCGAGGAAAAGUAUUCACUGCUCAGAAAGUUCUCCGAUGGCAUUCGUAGCGAGCAGCUUUGUGUGGGCAGCCAACGGGGUGGAAAGGAUACCUGCCAGGGUGAUUCCGGUGGGCCGAUUCAGGUGGUGACGGAUGUGAAAAGCUGCACCUAUCACAUCGUGGGAAUUACCUCCGUGGGUGGAUCUUGCGGUUCGGGACGUUCGGAAGCCGUGUACACCCAGGUCGCCAGUUAUGUCGAUUGGAUCGAACGAAAAGUGUGGCCUGAGGAGUACCAAACAUUCUCCGCUUCGAUAGAAUCGAACCACAGAAUCGUGUUUCCCGAUGAUUAGUUGUCAGUUCUAUGAUAAAGUACUUCUUUUCAAAUGUAUGAAAAUAAGAUAAAAUUUUCUUUUUCGUAGUAAAACACAAACCAAUAAAACUCAUCCUUCAACGUCGCUAAGA
Malaya genurostris is the source of this 1827-nucleotide messenger RNA. Its product is annotated as serine protease snake-like. The record is from RefSeq and is a predicted model, not a curated record. Lineage: Eukaryota; Metazoa; Arthropoda; Insecta; Diptera; Culicidae. Gene Ontology annotation, molecular function: serine-type endopeptidase activity. Gene Ontology annotation, biological process: proteolysis. The transcript is spliced from 4 exons. Bases 723 to 1715 code for a protein of 330 amino acids.